This is a messenger RNA of Gambusia affinis (western mosquitofish), 3380 nucleotides long. RefSeq names its product polypeptide N-acetylgalactosaminyltransferase 18-like. The coding region runs from base 225 to 2087 and encodes 620 amino acids. NCBI's taxonomy places the organism in Eukaryota, Metazoa, Chordata, Actinopteri, Cyprinodontiformes, Poeciliidae. The transcript is spliced from 11 exons. The record is from RefSeq and is a predicted model, not a curated record. Gene Ontology annotation, cellular component: Golgi apparatus.
GCGCAGCGUGGCUCUCCGGCUGCACAGCGUGGGCUCUCUCUGAAUCAUAUAGUCAGAUGACUUUCAUUACGGCCGCGGAACGCAGUUGGAGCAUUCUGUCAAUGCAGCAGAGAGCGAAGAGCGCGGAGACGAGCUGAGCUGCGCGUUUGGACACAUUUAUCCCGAGUGCGUCUUCCGCUCGAUCCACCUGCCGGCGCGCAGGGAGCCCGUGGAGGGAUGUCGCGAUGUUGUGCACAAGGAGAACUAAAACUUUGGUGUCAACGUGCGUGAUCCUGAGCGGCAUGACCAACAUCGUGUGCCUGCUGUACGUCGGCUGGAUCACCAACUAUGUGGCCAACACCGGGGGCAAAGUUGCGGAGAUCGGCGGCGGUGGCGGGGAGACGGACAGAAAGUUGGAGGAGGACGGCAAAGGGGAAACGCUGAGGAUUAUGGAGCGCCUGGAGCGUCUGGAGAGCGUCGUGAACGAGCACAUCAAAGAAACCCCCCCGAAGGACGGUGAAGAAGCAGCGUCUUCCUCAGACUCUGCCGCAGACCCCGCCGCCUCACUGUUCAAUCACUGGGGUCGUGACCUGGGCCCAGAGAGCCGACGCGUCGCGCUCAAAAAGUUCCGUUACUUCGGAUACAACGGCUACCUGAGCGACCGCAUCUCCCUCACCAGGCCCAUUCCAGAUUUACGACCGGACGGAUGCAGAAACAUGUCUUAUUCGUCAGACCUUCCUCAGCUCAGUGUAAUCUUCAUCUUUGUCAACGAGGCGCUGUCAGUUUUAUUACGCUCCAUUCACACGGUCAUCCAGAGGACACCGUCCUACCUCCUUAAAGAGAUCAUACUCGUGGACGACAACAGUAACAGCUUGGAGCUGAAGGAGCACUUGCAGAGCUUUGUGGACGAGACAAACGCUCAGCAUGGCCCGGGGUUCAUCAAAGUGGUCCGCCACGCCAAGCAGGAAGGACUGAUCCGGUCCAGAGUCAGCGGAUGGAGGGUGGCCACUGCUCCUGUGGUUGCUCUAUUCGACGCACACGUAGAAUUCAACACUGGAUGGGCAGAACCGAUCCUGCAGAGAAUAAAGGAGGACAGAACCAGAUUGGUCUUGCCUUCCUUUGACAACAUCAAGUAUGACACAUUUGAGAUUGAGGAGUACCCCCUGUCUGCUCAGGGUUUUGACUGGGAGCUUUGGUGUCGAUACCUCAACCCACCAAAGUCCUGGUGGAUGCUACGCAACCACACAGCUCCCAUCAGGAGUCCUGCCCUGAUUGGCUGCUUUGUGGUUGACAGAAAAUACUUUGAGGAGAUCGGCCUGCUCGACGAAGGGAUGGAAAUUUAUGGUGGAGAAAAUGUGGAGCUCGGCAUCAGAGUGUGGCAAUGUGGGGGCAGCGUGGAGGUCCUGCCCUGCUCCAGGAUCGCCCACAUCGAGCGUGCUCACAAACCCUACACAGAGAACUUGACAGCCCACGUGCGCCGCAACGCUCUGAGAGUGGCUGAAGUGUGGAUGGACCAGUACAGGAGUCACGUCUACAUGGCCUGGAACGUUCCACUUCAGAACUCAGGGAUAGACAUCGGGGACAUUUCUGAGAGGAAGGCCCUGCGGUCCCGACUCAGAUGUCGACCGUUCAGCUGGUUCCUCUCCAACAUCUACCCAGAGCUGCGCUCGUACAGCGACACUGUUGCUUAUGGAGUGUUAAAGAACAGUCUGAGAGAUGAGCUAUGUUUGGACCAGGGACCAGACUCUGAUAACAUUCCCAUCAUGUAUCUUUGUCAUGGAAUGACACCCCAGCAGAAUGUGUACUUCACCAGCUCCCAGCAGAUUCACCUCGGCGUUCUCAGUCCAACCAUCGAUGACGACGAUAACAAGUGUCUGGUGGAUGUGAACAGCAGGCCCAGGCUGCUGGAGUGCAGCUACGCAGCCACCAAACACAUGAAGCUCACCUGGACUUUUGCUCAGGGGGGAGCCAUCCAGAAUAUUGAGUCUCAGCGUUGUCUGGAGCUGGUGGAGAGCAAGCAGUCAGCGUUCACCUUCCAGCUGGCCAUUCAGGACUGCACUGGUCAGAAAUGGACCAUCACAAACAUUUUGACUGUCCUACCACAGUGAACUCUGUCAGGGUGGCGUUAUGACACACAUAAAGAAACUAUUAGAGUCCAAACAUGCAGGGGACUUUAAAAAAAUAAAAAUUAAAAAUUAACUCUGGAUGAGUUUUUACCCAGAAACUGGACAAGAAUACACGUGCUUCAAUCAUGGCCGGACCAUCAGUUACUUAACAACCUUUUUCUAAAUGAAAUGAACAAGGAGACACUCACAGAUGGAGCAGAUGCUGUCAAAGCUAUUAAGCCUGCCAUUAAAAUGAGAUGUAUUAUGGUUUGUUCGAGGGGAAAGGCUCAUGAAACCAUGGAAGCAGACUGUUUAUUGCAGGAGCUUUGUUAUUUUGGGUCCCUGUCAGUUUGAGAUGGUGCCUCGAACCCCAUCUGUCUCUUUGCAGAAUCAACAAAACAAGGUGUAUGACCAUAAUUCCAAAAUGUCUGAGUGUAUAGAUAGUUGGGGGACUGAGCAGAAAACCUGCUAGAAUGCAAAGCAGCUGAUGUUUUUGCACAAAUCAAACAUGGAAGGCAGUCAUUAGUCGUUAUUGUCCUGUUUGACGUAAGAUUGAAGACAUCAAAGAAGCUCUAAAGUCUGUCUGUAACACAAAAACUUGACAAAGUGUAAUGCUGAGCAACGACAGAGUGAUUUAAACUCGCAGCAUGAUAGAAACUCUGCCCCCUCAGACGUUUUAUAGUGCAUUUCAAAACUAGAUGAAAGUCCUGCAGGGACCGCACACGUGUGGUCAGAGACAAAGACUUUGAUGCAACUUUAUGAAACAUCUGGGUAACCCUGUUGUGAUCAUGAAGACCAACUCAAUUGGAAACUGGGCAGCAAAGACCUGAACUCAUAAGGAUUUCAGAAAAAAUAAACAUUUUAUGAAGGACCCAAUUUUCUCUCAAAACUGGCCAUAAAAAAGAAAGAAGUUACACUUGAAACAAUGAAACUUUUUAUUUUGUAGCACUUAUUGACAUAAAAUGUCAGAGGAGCUAAUUUUUAUUUCAGUAAUAUAAUUUCACAGUGAACUUUGUUUCUGACAUACAACUUCUUCAUUGUGGAACAUUAUGCAGCUGAAUGACCAAAUGAAAACCCAUUUUCAGAUUCAUGGUAUCGGCCUCCUAAUUUUUCUUUAGCAAGAUUCUUUUGGAAGAGAAACAUAAUCCCCACCUCAUGGAGCCCACCCAUCAACAGUCACUGAACAGUUCCAUCCAUCCAUCCAUUUUCUGAUCACCCUUCGUCCCUAAUGGGGUCGGGAGGGUUGCUGGUGUCUAUCUCCAGCUGCGUCCCGGGCGAGAGGCGGGUUCACCCUGG